CCCUCGCGCUCUCCUUGCUGCGCCCCUCCCCCUCGGUACGCGCAAAACUGACGUCAGGUGGGGCUUAAUGUGUAUGUGCGGCUUGCGACCUCUUGCGCAAUUACGCGGCGCUCCUGUCUUUGCUGUGAGGAGGCAGUGGCUGGCGGGAAGGAGGAAGAGGAGGAGGAGAAGGAAAAAAAAGGAAAGUGUCGGUGGCGGCGCUUGGAGCCGGGGGAUGGAGGAUCAGCCGCUGCCGCCGCCCUCGCCGCCGCCCCUGCAGGAGCUGCGGGGGCGUUGCCCCCCCCGACUCCCCCAGCCGCUGCUGUUUGAAGAGGAGCCCCACCAACUAUUCAUGCUUAAGGAUAAAUGGUGGAGAUAAGCAUGAGACCAGCGUGGCACAGCUGUAUGUAUAUGCACAAUUGAAGCAAUUGCACACUUUAUUGGCUGACAAUCUUGGCAUUUUUUAGCAAAAAAACAAAAUUUAAAGACCCAACACAUUUGUGUUUGACUUGUCAAAUAAACUUGCGUGUCACCUGAUGGAGCCUUCUAGUGGUGAGCAACUCUAUGAUGACCCUGAUGUUGGAAACAAAACUCAAGAUCCAGAGAACAAAAGGCAGCAUGAGUCUGAACAAAAGCUGUCAAAAAUUACCCACAAUGCCUUGGAGAACAUUAAUGUAAUCGGUCAAGGUUUGAAGCACCUCUUCCAGCAUCAGCGUAGGAGGUCGUCAGUAUCUCCCCAUGAUGUUCAACAAGCUCAGGUUAAUAUGGAACCUGAAACAGAAUUGGAAAACCAAAACACGUGUGCUGAAAUUGAUGGUGUCUCUACCCACUCUACAGCUCUGAAUAGAGUUCUCCAACAAAUCAGAGUGCCACCUAAAAUGAAGAGAGGAACAAGCCUUCAUAGCAGACGGGGCAAGUCAGAUCCUCCGAAAGGAAGUCCUCAGAUCAACAGGAAAUCUGUCCAAGAUAUUAAUUCAGGCCGUCCCAGAUCCUCAUCUACUACUGAUGCCCCAUCCAAUUUAUCGGUUCUGGAGAUGGCCUCUACUAUUUGUUUAGCUGGUGAAGAAGUUGGAUCAGCAGAUCGGCUGAUGUUUGAAGAGAUGGGGAAGCAGGUCUCUGAAUCUGUCAAAUCUAUUCAGAGUGAGCUAGUUGCAUUUGAAGUGAGAAUGGAAGAAAGGAGAUUGGAGUGGAGUAAUUUUCUCCCAAAAUAUAGAAUUUCUAAGAAAGAUAUUAAAGUGACACAAGGCUUCACAGAUAUUGAAUUCUUCAUUCGUUGA
Python bivittatus (Burmese python) is the source of this 1256-nucleotide messenger RNA. The record is from RefSeq and is a predicted model, not a curated record. NCBI's taxonomy places the organism in Eukaryota, Metazoa, Chordata, Lepidosauria, Squamata, Pythonidae.